Molecule: messenger RNA, 1423 nt
Organism: Cataglyphis hispanica
Lineage: Eukaryota; Metazoa; Arthropoda; Insecta; Hymenoptera; Formicidae
Product: interleukin enhancer-binding factor 2
Exons: 5
Coding region: 127-1275 (382 amino acids)
Source: RefSeq, a predicted model, not a curated record
GCCGCUCUUAUUCGUCAUCAGAGACUGUAUUUUAUGAUCGGCGGUAAACGUCAAGCGGCGAAUUUUAUUUUCGAUUAUUAAUAAAUCGUCAUCACGUCUUUCCAAUUUGCAUCUUUUGGAAAUAACAUGGUACGAGGUCGCGGGGGAAUGAUCAGAGGCGGUCGAGGAGGUAUGGGGCGUGGAAUGGGUUUUCCACGAAAACAAUUUUUACCACGUCAUCCAUUUGACUACACGCUAUGUGAAGCUGCUUUUCCACGUGUUAAACCUGCACCGGAUGAAUCAGAUUUUCAAACAGCUCUUUUGAAAAAGAAUUCUGAUAUGUGUCCUACACCAAAGGAGCAGACUUCCAUUUUAAAUCUUGUAACUAAACUGCAGAGUGUUCUUGAUAAUUUGAUUGUUGCACCAGGAACUUUUGAAGCUUGUCAAUUAGAAGAAGUAAGACAAGUUGGCAGUUUUAAGAAAGGCACAAUGAUAAAAGGUCACAAUGUUGCUGACAUUGUUGUUAUUCUAAAAACUCUACCGACGAAAACGGCAGUGGAAGCUCUCGGGAACAAGGUCAAUAAUGAUCUAAAAGCUGUAAAUCCCAAAGAGAUAUUCAGAGUUAUACAGACGGAACGGGGAUUCGAUAUUGCUAAUAAUGAAGCCACUGUGCGUGUAUUAAUAACCACGCUGCACCAAAAUCUACGCAAACUGGAAUCUGAUCAACAUUUAGAUGUCAAAAUUUGUCAAGGUCAUCUUGCUGCUAUAAGACAUUCCCGUUGGUUCGAGGAAAAUGCUCAUCAUUCUAGCAUUAAGGUCUUAAUACGCUUACUUCGAGAUCUCAGAAACAGAUUCGAAGGUUUGGAGCCAUUAUCCCCAUGGAUGUUGGACUUAUUGGCACACAACGCCAUAAUGAACAAUCCCAGUAGACAAGCAUUGCCCAUUAAUCAGGCGUACAAAAGAGUAUUACAGUUACUCGCUUCUGGACUAUUCCUCCCAGGAUCAGCAGGUAUUUCCGAUCCGUGCGAGGGCGGUAAUAUACGCGUACAUACUGCGAUGACGCUCGAACAACAGGAUCUCGUAUGUCUCACUGCUCAGACAUUAUUGCGCGUAUUAGCUCAUGGCGGCUACAGACCAUUGUUGGAAGGCUCUAACAAACUCGCGGUGGAGAUGAGUGUAUGGGCGGGUGGUGUAGUGGCAAGUCCGUUAGACAAAGCGUACGAGCCACCCACGGAACAGGAACAGCAGGAGGAUAUGGACGAGAGUAAUGAAGAAAUGAUUACUGAAAGCAUUUAGAAAUUUAGGUAAUGUGCACUUUUCGUGCGGCGAGAUUUCUCCUUUUCUUGAUGAAACAAAAUGAUGCUUUUACUUUCUUAUUGUUAUUUCUUAUAAAAUGCUGUGUGUAUUUAAAUUUACAAAUAUAUUUCGAUAGUUUCGUCGAUAA